Sceloporus undulatus (fence lizard) is the source of this 3124-nucleotide messenger RNA. It is a transcript of the gene LPAR5, whose product is annotated as lysophosphatidic acid receptor 5. NCBI's taxonomy places the organism in Eukaryota, Metazoa, Chordata, Lepidosauria, Squamata, Phrynosomatidae. Gene Ontology annotation, biological process: G protein-coupled receptor signaling pathway; behavioral response to pain. The transcript has 4 exons. Gene Ontology annotation, cellular component: membrane. The record is from RefSeq and is a predicted model, not a curated record. Gene Ontology annotation, molecular function: G protein-coupled receptor activity. Bases 1158 to 2273 code for a protein of 371 amino acids.
CAGAGGGGAGGAAGGGAGGAAAAGAGUAGAAAAUGCACCACAAGCUCACUUCCUUGUUUGUCAUCUUAUUACUCUCAGCAAGAAAGUAUCGCAGACAGCAGAGGAUGUUGCUGCCCCUUUACUCCUGUUUUUGCUUUUAUGCAGUGUCUAGCAUGGCUUAUCAACCCAUGAAGCCAAAGUUCAUGUGCUGUUGUCAAAUGACAAGUUGUAUCACAGAAAGAGGAUGAACCAAAUGGGUUGGAAGGAAGUGGUGAAUGAAUUCUCCUUGAAGAAAGCAAUGUUCCAAUGGUGUGGCAGAAAAUGGUAGUUGGGAACCCUUGGGUGAACCUGGAGAAGUCUAUGCAACUGGGGGAUUUCCUACUUAACCUGUGUGCUCUGCAGAACCUGAUCUGCCUCUGAAGCUUUCUGGAGAGUCAAAGUUCUUGCAGUUGCUGUGAACAUUAAGCAGAGGACUAGAAAAACUUGAAGUUCCUCCAAACCUACACAAGAGGAGAGGAGUUUCCAGGGACUGAGGUGAGAGCAGCCAUGCACUUAGAGGGUACUGGCUUCACAGCAGAGAAAGUGUUGUGUACAAGUAGGAAUUUCUUGUAAUGCAGCUUGUCAUGCUGAAAGGAGAAAAGUUGCAUCUGCCAACAGUAGCCUAGCUGGCCUCUGCCUCUGAGGAUCCAAGUGCUGCUGAAUGAGUGCUGCUGCAUCUGGGGAUCCAAGUGCUGCUGAAUCAAUAUCAUACAGCAGAGAUAAAAAUCAAGGGGAAACAGUCUUUUCAUACAAGAAUAAAAAACAAAUAAACAGCAACAUUAAAGAAAGAUUUUUAAAUUUCUCUUAUCCAUGGUAUCAACUAGAGAGGAUUCUAGAAGGAGCAGCAGAUAUUUCAGUGUAUUCUGUUAUGCCUUUGGAAAAACAGAAGCUACUUCACAAGCUCAUCCUCCUGUAAUCAGGAAUGGCACUACCAUUUGCAUCCUCAGCUCUGACCGUUCCUGAGGCCUGGAGACUGGAGUAAGAAUGCUGAGAUAAUACCUAACAGGGGCUGAAUGAAGAAGUAAAGCAAUGAGUGUUUUGCAGCUAAUGUGGCUCCUUCUUCUUUGAGGAAGAUGCUCUCCUCUUCUGUUUAUUUCUCCCAGCUGCAUAAUACUGAAGUCCUCAGCUGAUUUGCAGGGAUGUCAGCUGCCAACAUCACUCCGUGCAAGGAUCACAGUGCCAGUCACCAACUGCACUUGGUUGGCUACAGCCUGAUCUUCAUUGCUGGUUUGCUGCUUAAUGUUGCUGCAAUUUGGAUCUUCCUGUACUACCUGAAACUCAAAUCAGUAGUGAGCAUCUAUAUGUUGAACUUGGCUGUGAGCGAUCUUCUUUUCACAAUAUCUCUGCCCUUCCGUAUUUACUUCUAUUACAUGGGGGAGUGGCCCUUUGGAACCAUUCUUUGCCAGAUCUCUGGCUCUGUCUUUCAAAUAAACAUGUAUGGAAGCUGCCUCUUCCUAACGUGCAUCAACCUGGACCGCUUUAUUGCUAUAGUUUAUCCACUACGCUGGCGCCAUCUCCGGCGCCCCAAAGUUGCUCGGCUGGUCUGCCUUGUGGUUUGGGUCCUUAUCCUGAUGGGCUCUGUGCCAGUUGCUGGAGUCCACAGAACAACUAAUUGUACCAGACAGAACACCUCCAUCAUUCUGUGUUUUGAAAGCUUUAGUGAUGGCCGGUGGCAGAAGGGGCUCUUCCCCCUGAUCAUUCUAGCAGAGAUCCUUGGCUUUCUCCUGCCUCUAACCUCUGUAACAUACUGCUCCAUCCGAAUUUUUCUGAAACUAUGCCAGGUUGAUAGCAUACAGAAUGUGCGCCAGCAGAAGACAAUCCGCAUGCUUGUGGUCAACCUGGUCAUCUUUAUUAUCUGCUUUGUACCCUACAAUGUCAUCCUGGCAGCCUAUGGGCUGAUAAAGGCUCGUGUAAUCCAGACUGAGCCAGAAAUGCGUGAUUCAGUGCGCCAAGCUCUUGUUGUCACUGUGGUGUUGGCCAGUAUGAACUGCACGUUGGACCCCUUGAUCUACUACUUCAACACAGAGGGAUUCCGAAAUACAUUAAAGAAACUGAGCAAGGGGCAAGCUUGGGACUCUGAAACUGGAACAGUUCACAUGCGGGUAACAGAAGAAAAGCCCUACAAGGCUACAGCUCGUGUUAAGCCAGGAGCCAAAAAAUUCCCAGUUCAGGACCUGAUCCUUCCCUCUGAAGGCUUGCCAUUUGCACCCCCUAAGUUAUUUUUGAACAGCCCCAUUGAAGACUCUGAAAUAUAAGGACGGAUGGGUUGUUAUAAUGGUAGUAACAGUAGUUACAAACAUUGCUUGCUGUAACUUUCUGAAAAUGUGAUGAAGCAAAAAUAUAAAAUAUCUUAGGACAAACCAAGAUAGUUUCAUAUAUUAAGAUUCGCCCCACCUUUUGUUGGAACAGUUUAUGUCAUCAUAAAAAUUAUCAUACUAAGAUGUGAUACCAGUGGUGUAACUAUUCUUUUCUAUGCCCACCUGAAGCUCCCAUUGUUUUUUAUGCACUACAGUAUCUGCAAAAUUGCCACUUGGAUGAGCUAAGAAAAACUGAGGAUUUUUAAGGGUCCUGCUGCUGCUGCAAAGUUGAAACUUCAUACUGCUCAGAUAGGCUGAUUACACUCUUUCUAUACAAAAAAUCCAUUCCUGGUUACUCCAGUGAUACCCGCUUAUUGCUUGUGACUAAAGUCUAUUUGUAAUAUACAUAACAAAAAUACAAAAGCACAAGCAGAUUCAUUUAUUAAAAUAGAAUUGAUGUUUUAUCUGCUUGUGGUUUUGUAUUCCAAGUGCAGUGUAAUUAAAGGUUGAAUGGAAGGAUAUUAUUUUUGUUGUUGCUCUAGUUAAACAAUUCAGAGUCAGAAAUCCCCAUUGAUCUAUGGCAGAUUACUCCAAGAUCUACCAGGUGAUCCAGCCAUACCUUCUAGCCACCUGUGAUCUAAUAUCACCAUUCUCUGUUUUUAUUGUAUUUAUAGUGGUGUGGGAGUUUUUAUGUCCAACACUGCCUGAAUGAGAUUUAAGUUAUUGCUCCCACACAGAGAAAAUGAAAAUAAUGUUGCAGCAGUACUCAAAUUAUAAGGGGCAGGGGAGAGGCAGCAUGAUAUAGGAGU